GACGAUGCACUGGUCCAUGGGGGCAGGUGGGUGGGUGGGCGAGCGAGCGAAGGGUGGCUUCACAUUUGUCCGAGUGUUCAUAGAACCAGUUACCUGUGAUCUGAUCUGAUUUUUUUUUGCUUCUUCUUCUUGUGAAGAAAAAGAACACUGCAGAAAUAAUCAGGUGGAGGACAAAACGUAGGAAGCGGAAGGGUUGAGCACAGACAAGCCUAGAGAUGUAGUCUGGCGUCAAGUGAAACAUUCCAGUUUGUGAGAGCUUCAGGCAAGCGAAUCACUAUCCUCCAGAAGAUUGAUAGUGUUAUCAGCAGCCAUAAAAGGAUUGCAAUAAAGAGCAUAGAAAAUGGGAAGCAAACUAACCAAGAGCAAGAAGUGUAAUGUGACCAACGAAAACACUAAGGAUAAGGAAAAAUUGGCUGAAGGAACUGCAGCAGAGGAUGGAGAAGCACAAAAAGAAAAUCAAGAUGCGGCCAAGGCUUCAGAAGGGGAUUCAGAGGAAAAUGCCUCCAAGGACAAGGCUGACAAAGAGCCCCAGGCUGCCAACAACAUAACAGAGGCUAAAGCAGGAGAUACAGAUCCAGCGAGCAAGGAGGAGACUCCAAAGCCUGAAGGUGCGUCCACUGAAGCAAAGGCAGAGCCCAAGGCUGCAGAGGCUGCUGCAGAAAAGGCCCCCGAGGCAGCUCAGGCUGCCCCUACUGCUGAAGCCUCAGCAGCGGCCGAAACCAAAGCUGAAGUGAAACCUGCUGAAGCUCCAGCGCCUGCCCAAGAAAGCAAAACGGAAGAAAAUGUCUCCAGCAAGGUUGACGUGGAGGCCAAACAGACUGAUGUCUCAGCCGCUGCUGCGUCCCAAGAGGAAAGUAAAAAAGCUGAGACUCAGGCUUCGGACUCUGCCACAAGCGCCGCUGAUUCUGCUCCUUCCAAGGAGGCACCGACAGCAGAAGCACCGAGCUCCACCACCACUGUCCCCAUAGCAUCUGCCGCAGCAGAAGAAGUUACAGCUUCGGAGGUUCCCGAAGCCAUUCCUGAUCAAACCGUAGCAGUGCAAGAGUAAUGGACAGCCUCAUACAAUAACCUCUCACAACCUGCAUUAAUUUCAACCGUACUAACAAAACUUGAUCCAACUCUCUUUAACCAGAAAAUUCAUAAAAGGGUAUAUAUAUAUAUAUAUAUAUACCAUGCUUUGAAAAAAAAUUCCAUCAGGAAAUUUCAAACCACACUCCGAAAUCCAAAAAAUCCUGGACUUUUAAUUCAGAUGGCUGAAAGAUAAGUUGGUGGAGGGGAGAAAAAAAAAUCUGCUGAACAGCUAGCUGUAAAUGUUGCAAGUAUGCUAAAACAAAACCAACAUAAGGAAAAAAGGUUGUGACUCUGCCCAGUGACACUUAGCAGGGCUGUGCCAAAGCAAUCAGAUAUUAAGAUGGUGUCUUAAGUUUGUUUGUUUACCAGCCUGAUUUUACACAGUAGGAUAGCUGCCAGCUUUCAGACCGAAGCCACAGUAGUCACUCGCUCAUUACAGACCAGAUCCAAUAGAUUUAUCUCAAAACGUAUUUCAGACUAACAUACCCAUGUACGUAGCCUACCUAGAUUUCUCUUGAUCAGUUAAUGCAUGUCCGUUGUUGGGUGCACCUGUAGUUCUGUUUAACAGUAAGUGGAAACAAGUCUGCGUUCAUUGCAAUUCUAGCUUCUCUUCCAUUCAGUGUCACUAAUGCCUCCACCACCACAACACAUAUUGAUAACGAUGAGAAUUGUGAAAUGGAUGCAUUGAAAUUAUACGUGAUUGUAUAAAUGGUGCAACGGUAAUAAAAAAACCAUGAAAAAAUAA
Molecule: messenger RNA, 1816 nt
Organism: Callorhinchus milii (elephant shark)
Lineage: Eukaryota; Metazoa; Chordata; Chondrichthyes; Chimaeriformes; Callorhinchidae
Product: brain acid soluble protein 1
Exons: 3
Coding region: 341-1048 (235 amino acids)
Source: RefSeq, a predicted model, not a curated record